AAACCACGGCUCGGACAGCGGCUGCAAGUACACCGUGACGACCCGUUGCCUACCCGAAGCAUCGACGAUAACCACCUACACUAUCAUAUCCACACCACCAAGGACACCGACAACAGGCCCAGCAACGUCCCCACAAGAUCCACAAUUGUCACCACCAACACCACCACCGACCAGCAGCAUUAAUUUGCCGAUCACUUCUGAUACACCGAACCGAACAACCUCCGAAGAACGUGCACCAGCGGCAGCAGCUCCGAACUCUUCGGGCGAAUCACCACCACCACCACCAUCACGCAUCAGCCCCCAACAGGCGGAAGACAAUAAUAAGUUGGACUGCAGUGAGCGCUUCGAGCGGCGUAGAAACUCCUUUUUCGAAAGCAUUCGAGCAGUAGUGGUACGUGGCACCAGUAGCAGACACCAACAACAGGCAACGAGCCAACUCGACACGGAAGAAGGCAGCGACGAGCUGCAAUCACUGCGUGCGCCAGCAGCAACAACAGCUUCGCACCAUCACCAACGGUCCAACGUGGAUUUUGGACCCACCGACAGGACGACAGCAACGACGGCCGCCAAUAUUACUUCCACCGCAAACAUCGCCUCCACCACCACUACCAUCACGUCGGCGAACAGUUACUCCCGGAAUAAGUCAACCACACGCAGCUGGCCCGUGAUACAUCGUAACAAUUCCUACUACCGCUACCAAACAUCCAGUGGCAGUGGCGGCGGAAGCGGCGGUGGUGGUGGUGGUGGUGGUGGUGGCGAAAGUGGGACUCAACAGUCCUCCUCCGCUCACCGGCGACAACCAUCAUCGCAUCAGCACGGCUAUCUACAGUACGACUACGAUGCACCCCUGCUGCAGUACGGUGGCGGUGGAGGCGGCGUAAACUACUACCCGCCCAAUGAUACGAACAACAACACGCUGGGCAACGAUUACCAUCUGCUAGCGAGCGGUCACCACUACCCACCACCGCCGGACAAGUCUCCCAGCAUUGACAGCUGCUACUACUAUCAGCACUACAGCACCAGCAUGCAGCCAUCGGCGACGACCACCACCAUCAUGGCCACGACCAGCACGGGUCCGGGCGGCACGACGACGACGACGGCCGGUUCCGGAGCUGCCGCACCGAAUCAUCAACAGACACCGUCCGGCAAUGGGACGUGCUGCUCGAUACCGCCACCGAUCAUGUUCCUCUUCCUGACGCUGCUCAUGACGUCCAGUGCGACCGCGAUGCUGUGCGCCGCCAUCAUGACCGAUCACUGGGAGCACGUGUCCUGGGACCGCAACAGCCUCGAUCGCAUCAGCAACGAAACCGCCAUCGAGCUGCACUGGUACCUGGACGGUCGGGCGGCAAAGAUUCCGCUCAAGGGCAAAGGUUUACCGAAACAACAACAUCCUCAUCAUCAUCAGCAGCAGCAGCAGGUUGGACAAAAGAGCGGUGGUGCAGCGACGAGCCCGGUGGUGACGGAUAAUCGGGCCGGCGUUUUUCUCGUACCGAUGAACGGUGGCAUCUGGACGCUCUGUAUCGAUCUGACGGCGGAGGAGAUCCGGGAGAUGUCGAACGAUGGCUUUCCGCAGGUCGAUCAGUGCGUCAACUAUCUGGCCGGCACGAUGGAGAGCGCACAGGGCAACGAUGAGGAUGCGAGGGCCGAUUGGCAACACAGUGAGUCCCAGGCGUCCUUACAUCCGCAUUUAAGAAUGCAGAAUCUAUCGAUUUCCUGUUCGCUCGUGUGCCUCAUCAUACUCGGCAGCGCUGCCCUGGUGGGUGCUUUCGGUGUGUGCCAGCGCCAAAUCAGUGCCGUACUGGUGACUGGCGUAAUGUACCUGCUGGCUGCGCUCUUCGCCCUAUUCACUCUGAUGAUAAUACACUUCAAGCGGCAACAGGGCCGGCCCCUGCUCGAUAGCGACUUCGACGGCACGAUCGACGGUGUGGUCGCCAUCAAGGGGACGGCACGGGCCGCAUCGAAAUUCCUGGGCGCUCGCAUCUUCGUCACCGCCUGGAGCCUGGAGCUGGGCUGGGGCGGUGUCGUACUGUGCGUCUUCACCUCCUUCCUCUGGAUUCUGCUGUCGAAAAUCAUGCGCUUCAAUCCGCUGUCGGCAAUGAUUUGAUGAUUCAAAUUUAAGUUCAACAAGGUCGCCGUUUACAGUGUAACCUAGUAGUAGCAGGACCCUGCAACACGCUCAAUGUGCGACCGACCGACCGACCGCCGAUCUCGACCUCCCCCCUCCACGGUGCGGGACUCCAGCCAGCCAGCGCACCGAUCCGGUGAUGAUUUCUAUUGAUCGAACUCAAAUCGAGCUGUUCAAUGUAGAAUAGCUAUUAUCAACAUGUGGGGGGAAAUGAUUUCCCACGGUGUUUCCCCUCACCACCCCCCACCAGCCUCAGGUUCGGUGGGGUGCAUUUCUUUGUGAUAACAAACUAUUCCAAUCAUCGCACAAUUCUCUCCACAAUGCUUCAGCUUCGUCUUCAAACGGCGGUGUGUUGAACGCACUAUUAUAGGAUAACUUUAGGAAAUGUUUCCGAUGUUUUCAAACGACAACAAUAUAUCAUUGUAGUUUACACGCUUAUACACUUUUUACGCGCCUUUUUACAUUUUUCAUACCCUCCCUCACACUAAUAUGCCUUUUACAAGCUACUCACACUCGUUUUGCGUGAUGCGUUAGAAAAGUUGUUAGAAAAGCUUCGGGAUUUUCUUUAAGCCAAGCUUAAUCAUUGUUCUAAGAAGAGACGUUUCUUUAACGUCAAACGUAGUUUUAGGCUCUCCGCUUGCGAUAUACCUUUACGGAAAACGGUUAGGCGGUUAAAAUUCGUUCGUUCAAAGCAACUCUUACAUGUAGACGUAAUACUAUUAAAUAAUUCCGUACCACCUAUUGCGCUAAUUUCUAUAAAAAGAAGAAAAGAAAUUGAAUCCAGUAUUGAAAGAGGGAAACAAGUAGAGAUAGUGAAGCGAAUUGAAUGGUAGAGUGGUGGAGCAGGAUCGAACGAUAUCGUACAAUUUCAAACACGUUAAGAGAAAAUCAAACAGAUGGUGGUGGCAUCUGAGGCUAUGGGAGAAAAAGAACCAAUUCAAAUGUAAGAAAUGCACCACUACUACUCAAAAACUGCUUCACGGAUCGUUAUUGUCGUCGUGGUGAUCGGUAGUGAUCUUGAGCUACGAUCCAUCGCUGAGGAAAUGGUAACAAACGGAAAGAAAGCUCUAUAGAGCUUUCAUCCUUUGAAUGUACAGGAAGUAAUGUGUUAACGAAACUCAUCUCUCUAAUCAAAUAUCUUAGUGCAAUGCUUUCAUUGCCUGCCAGCAGCAGCAUUAUACUAGAACAGGAAGGACGCGAUUUACAGUUUUGGUUGUCUUUCUCUUGCUCACAUGCCGCAGUUGGUAAGAAAAUUGCUUACACUCGACCCGCAGGCUCAUGUGUAGGAGCAGCUGUUUCUUGCUAACGAUAUUGUGGUUCGACGUCUAAUUCCUCCGACCCGGAAAACACAAGAGCGUGGGGAUGCGCGUUCAAUUCGGUGCAAACACUCCGAGCUUAAAAACAGGCAUUAGGUUCACAACAAGUUUUAAACGCAACUAUACCACAAACAAAACACAUACAUAUAUAAAAUCAGAAACCAGCGACCAGGACCCGGACCGGUUCCCCGGUAUACAGAGCAUGCGAGCAUGGGAACGGCCCUAUCCACCAGGGGUAGAACAACGGAAAUACAAUUAUCGAUAUAGUUUAUGUAAAAGCUUUGCCUUAUAAAACGUAAGUGGAAACAAACAAAAAAAAACCGUGGUGCGAAACCAAAAGAUUCUCUAUAUAUA
Molecule: messenger RNA, 3795 nt
Organism: Anopheles arabiensis
Lineage: Eukaryota; Metazoa; Arthropoda; Insecta; Diptera; Culicidae
Exons: 4
Coding region: 1025-2104 (359 amino acids)
Source: RefSeq, a predicted model, not a curated record